GAAUUUAAACUUGCCGGUAGGCGCCGCCCUCGCUCCCCCUCAGGCUGGCGUCACGUGAGGGAGGCGGCGAGCGCCUCGUAGGGGUAUAAUGCCAGGGAGCGGCGAGGACGACGACGAUAACGACGUCGCGGACGUCGGCGCCGUGAUUUGAGCCUGGCGAUGCCGCCUCAGGAGCCCUGAGGGAAAUGUUAGCGACGAUGCCAUGGGGCAGCGCGAGGAGGAGGAGGAGGGAGGAGGCGACCGCGCGCUGAGCCUUCUUCAUUUCGCUGCCCGGCGGCGGCAGCGGCGGCGACAGUUGGUUCCCACCGCGCUCCGAUGGCCGCGGCGGAGCCGAGCCAGGACGCCGUGCUUCAGUUCCUAUCGGAGCGGGGAGGUCGCGCUCGCAACGCCGACCUGUUGGACCACUUCCGAGGCUACCUCAACUCCCCCGACCAGCAGCGCCGCUCGCGCGCCAGGGAGCGCUUCAAGGAGAUGGUCAACGCCGUGGCCACCGUCAGGCAAGAGCCCGGCUCCGGGGCCAAGUACGUGCAGCUGAGGAAAAAGUACCGGGUGGCCGUCGCGGCCGCAGAGCCGGCUGAGGAAACCGGGGGGCCCCGGCUGCCCCCUGAGCCUGGCGGAGAGGGCGAAGCUGCCCGGCGAGAAGCGGGGGAGCCCCAGGAGGAGGAGGAGGAAAAGAGCCUCCCUGUCGCUGUGGAGGAACCUCGGCAGCUUGAGGCGCCCGAUGCCGCUGAGGCGCCUCAGGCGACCCCUGGAGGAGGAGGCGGCGGCGGCCAGGAGGGAAGAGAGGAGCAGGAGGACAACCGCUCUCAGCAUGGGGAGCCAGAGCCGGGCAGCGGCGAGAUCCCGCCUGAGGACGACUCCGCCGCCGCCGCCUCAGGGGUGGCCCCCGCGGCGGCCCCCGCCACCACCCCGCGUUGCGCGCGCAAGAACUUCCGCGAGCGGAUGCUGGGCAGCUCCCCUCAGCUGAAGCGCGGCGGCGGUGCCGCCACUCGCGGGAGCCGCUCCACCGCCGGCGGGGGGGACUCGGACAGCGCCUCGCUGGCGUCGUCUUCUGCAGAGGACGAGGGCGGCGGCAGCAGCUCGGGCGGCUCGGUGGCCCUGGACCCCCUGGAGCACGCGUGGAUGCUGUGCGCUUCGGACGGCCGCUGGGAGAGCCUGGAAAGCCUGCUGAGCUGCGAGCCGUCGCUGCUGUGCAAGCGGGACUUCAUCACGGGCUUCACGUGCGUGCACUGGGCCGCCAAGCACGGGCGCCACGAGCUGCUGGCGCUGCUGGUCAACUUCGCGCAGAGGCACCGGCUGCCCGUGGACGUGAACGCGCGCACCAGCGGGGGCUACACGGCGCUGCACCUGGCCGCCAUGCACGGGCACCUGGAGGUGGUCAAGCUGCUGGUGGGCGCCUACGACGCCGACGUGGACGUGCGCGACUACAGCGGGCGCAAGGCCGCGCACUACCUGAGCCGCAGCACCGCCGACGAGGUGCGCAGCCUGGUGGGGGCCCUGCAGGACGAGGCCGACGGCGGGGCCACCAACGGCAGCGGGCGCUGGAGGCUCUCCAAAGUGCUACCGGCCAACCUCAUCUCCUAUAAGCUCUCCCACCACCUCCUGCCCCACCACGGGGACGAUGGGGAGGCGGGAGACGGGGCUGGAGCGCCCGGCAAGGGCAAAGAACUGAGCAGGAAAACCUCGGGCAGCGGGAGGAUAAAACUCAACAAAAUCCGCUUCCGGACCCAGAUCAUCCACACCACUCCUUCUUUCCGUGGGGAUGCAGAGGAGGAAGGUCAAGAAGAAAGGUCCCUGAAAGCCUCUUUCAAGCUCAGACCUAAGUCCAAUGUGUUCGGGUAGAACAAGGAGUGUUAUUUCUUGCACCUAAAUGGGGCAGCGUGUGUGGGUGGCUGGGUCUAAUGCCACUUCCUUUGCCGGGAUGGAGCUGCUUGAGGAUAAAUCUACCUGGGGCAAUGCCUUUAAUUGCUAGGCAGGCACUGGGCUAAGUAGAAUACAGAGUAGGACUUGAGGGCUUAAACAAACAGUAGCUAGUACUGUGGUUCUUGGCAUCCUAAUAACUCACCAAACUAACUGAAACACUAUUUUGCUUUAACAUUUGAGUUUUCAAUAUUUUUACUUGGAUUAAGUUUUAUGUCUGGUUACAGUCCCCGGAGCUGCUAUUUCUGGAGGGUUUUUAUGGUCCAGUUCUUACUGAGGUGGGUGUAGCUAGGCUGAACCUUUAAGGCUUGCAUGUGAUGAGGGCUUGUUCGCCUACAAGCAAAAUCUCUGCACAUGGAAAACUACCAUGUGAAGAAGGCAAAGCUUUAACUUUUCCUCUUGACAGCUUGUUUUCUCUGUGGAAGGAUUUCAGUUUUAAAAAUGAGUAUGGAAGAUUAUUAAUAACACAAGCUUUUGCUGAAGUGAUAUUACACAAGUUCAUUCCACAAUGAGAACUAUAUUUUAAAAGCCUAACUUGAGAUCCUUAGCUAAUGUAGGGUCAUUUAUUGGUGUUAUACAGAGCGAAGAGAAUGCAGGUGCGGGUGGCAUUCAUAGAAGCCAACUGAACAGACAGGAGUGUAGUUAAGCUUUUCCCAUGCCUACCAAUUCUUCCUUGAAAACCUCAAUGUUACAAGUUUUCUCCUGGCCAGAAACAAUUUCUGAGUCCAGAUAGAAGGGAGUGGGAGUGUUACAAUGCAUAAGGGGCAAGGGAAACACAGUACAGUAUUGGAAAAUGCUGUGGUGCCUUCCUAACAACAUAUAGUUUAGCCCUAAUGCUAAGGGGCAAGUGUUUAAGAAUGCGUUUAAGUAUGUAUUCUAAAAAAAUUGCAUGACAACUACAGUACAAGCCGAGUUUGUGACUGAGAAGCACUAAAGUUGGUCGCCAUUCAUUUAGAGGGAAAGUGAUUAUACCUAAAGGUGCACCUUUUUAUUUUUAUACUUUUGAGUUUUAAACAUACUUUAUCUGUUGAGUAAAGUUAGCCUUGGAAGUGCUAACAGUACCCAAAGGUAAUUUGAUUUUGUUGUGAUUCGGCUCUCAGUAGCUAUCUAGUUGAAGUGCAAUUGAAUAUCAUUUAAUUUGUUAAGUGAUUAGUUGCAAAGUCAAGAGAGCGAGAGCCAUGCUGAUGUGUACGCAACGAGACUUUUCCUCAGUUAGUCAGCUCUAGAAAGGGCUUGUUUCAUUAUUGCCAAUGGGAGACUGCUGCAGACUGAUUUACUACAGAAUCUUGCAUGUUAGCUCCUAAGUGCACGCAAUGGUUGCCUGUACAGAAGACAGGUCCUGCAACCCAUCUUUCUGUUCCUUCCCCUCUGCAGCCCCAGCAAUCCCUCUUCCUCCCAAAAGAAUCUUCAGUUCCACCAGAUUUCAGGUGAUUACUCCCUUACUCUAGCCCAGUACUACACUUUCCACAGUGUUUAAGACCCUCCAGCCCUCUGGAGCAUUUCAGGUAAUGAAGGGGGAAAGAGAUUGGUUGUGUGAGCUGCCUUCCACUUGUAUGACCUCUGAACAUGUCAUUUGGGUUUAUCCUGAAGAAAAGUGCUAGUGCAUUUAACCAUUAAUAAUGAAAGACAUGUUUUAUUCAGAAGGUAUGAGCAGGAGACAUUCAUAGCACUAUAACAAAAAAAAUCCCAUAUAGUGAUCUCUUUAAAUGGAUUCCCCUACACUCUGAAACACACUUGCUGUGUGAUCCAGAGAUCAGGAGCAGCACAGGGACGCAUGCUUACUGGUACACCAGUGGAAGCAGUACCUGUUGUCUUAAGUGUGUAUAUGAGAAUAAUUAGGGGUUUGAUAUGUCAUUGCACCCCCCGGUUACUGAAUAUGAAAUGUCAUGUUUGCAGGCUUAUGCGCAUCAAGUACAAUGGAUAACGCAUGGAAAUCUUAAGAGCACAUGGAUUGUGCUUGCUGGAGCCUGUUACAAAAUGUCUUGGAAGCUUUCUUAUGUCUUCCUUGGCAAGAAAGUUACUUAACAGUUCCCUCUUUUGAACAGGGAAUAAAUGUGUUGUAGAAAAGCACCAACAAAACUUUAUAGCUUGAAA
Messenger RNA from Podarcis raffonei (Aeolian wall lizard), 4014 nucleotides. RefSeq names its product sosondowah ankyrin repeat domain family member C (gene SOWAHC). Gene Ontology annotation, molecular function: protein binding. Lineage: Eukaryota; Metazoa; Chordata; Lepidosauria; Squamata; Lacertidae. The record is from RefSeq and is a predicted model, not a curated record. The transcript has a single exon. Bases 316 to 1842 code for a protein of 508 amino acids.